AUGCGGCAGAUCUCGUCGCUGCUGCAGGGCCUGGCCCGGUCGCUCUCGGUGGGGAGGGACAGGAAAGGGGACGGCGGCGCAGGCGACGGCGACGGCAAGACCGCCAUGCCGGCGGUGCUGCGGACGUCCGGCACCCUGUGGGGCGUGGGCUCGGACACGUUCGCCGCCGUCUGCUCGCGGCGCGGUGAGAAGGGCAUCAACCAGGAUUGCUCCAUCGUCUGGGAGGGUUUCGGGUGCCAGGAGGACACCAUCUUGUGCGGCAUCUUCGACGGGCACGGCCCGUGGGGCCACUACGUCGCCAAGGCCGUGCGCGACUCGCUGCCGCCGUCGCUGCUGUGCCACUGGCAGGAGGCGCUCGCGCUGGCGUCGCUCAUCGACGGCGAGAAGAGGCUCGGCGACUGCCAGUUUGACCUCUGGAAGCAGUCCUACGUGGCCGCGUGCGCCGCCGUCGACGACGAGCUCCGGCGCAGCCGCCGCUUCGACGCCGUCCAGAGCGGCUGCACCGCGCUGUCCAUCGUCAAGCAGGGGGACCUCAUGGUCGUCGCCAACGUCGGCGACUCCCGGGCCGUCCUGGGCACCACGUCCGACGACGGCGCCGUCGCGGCCGUCCAGCUCACCGUCGACUUCAAGCCCAACCUGCCACAGGAGAAGGAGCGCAUCCGGCGGUGCAACGGCCAAGUGUACUGCCUCGCCGACGAGCCCGGCGUGCACCGCGUCUGGCAGCCCAACCGGGAGUCGCCGGGGCUCGCCAUGUCGCGCGCGUUCGGCGACUACUGCGUCAAGGACUACGGCGUCAUCUCGGUGCCAGAGGUGACGCAGAGGAGGAUCAGCAGCAAUGACCAGUUCGUCAUCCUCGCCACCGACGGGGUGUGGGACGUGCUCUCCAACGACGAGGCCGUGCAGAUCGUGGCGGGGACGCCGGGCCGGGAGAAGGCGGCCAAGCGGCUGGUGGAGUGCGCCGUCCGCGCGUGGAGGCGCAAGCGGCGCGGGAUCGCCGUCGACGACUGCUCGGCGAUCUGCCUCUUCUUCCACCCGCCGCGGUCGUAG
This is a messenger RNA of Miscanthus lutarioriparius, 1047 nucleotides long. The record is from the annotation of a GenBank genome assembly. NCBI's taxonomy places the organism in Eukaryota, Viridiplantae, Streptophyta, Magnoliopsida, Poales, Poaceae.